Molecule: messenger RNA, 736 nt
Organism: Cylicocyclus nassatus
Lineage: Eukaryota; Metazoa; Nematoda; Chromadorea; Rhabditida; Strongylidae
Source: the annotation of a GenBank genome assembly
GUUCAGAGUUUUCGCUAUGGAGUUCGUGAUGUUAGUGGUGAUCGCAUUGGCAGCUGUUGUAGCUUCAGUCAACGACAAAGACUGCAAAUGUCCGAAACCGCGUCGUUGCCCCUUCAUUCGGCCACAUCUUUGUCGCCCAUGUCGUCCUUGCCGUUGUGUCUGUAGUCCCUGUGAAACUGCAACAGGACGCUUCGGGCAUUGCGAAGAUGGUUGGACUCACUAUGAAAAGACUGAUGCUUGCUAUAAGGUAUUUCACUGGAAAAACUUUGACGAAGCAGAGAGUUUUUGUCAGACGAAAGGAGGACAUUUGGCUUCUAUCCACAGCUUUGAGGAAAAUAAAUUUGUGACCGAGCUGGCAGAGACGGGUGUCAAGGGAGAUACACACACAAAAGCUACUUGGAUAGGGUUAAAGCAAGCUGAGUGGCCGCGAAGUAAAGAGUGGACCUGGACAGACGGCACGAGAGUUGAUUAUUCACCGCCAUGGGCUCCGAAUCAACCGGAUAAUCUUAACGAGGAGCACUGUACACAGUUAUUCAGUGAUAUAAUGGUUCACAAGGAUCAUGAUUAUCAGAAAUGGAAUGACUGUCAUUGCCGGGACUCGAUGAGGGCAUUUGUGUGCAAGAAAAAGGCUCUCCACUAACCCGCAAUUUUGUUUAGUGAGGGGCAGUCUUGAAUUAAUUCUCGCACUUAUCAACGAAAGUCAUUGCUUUUCUGUUACAUAAACACUCGAGCAAAC